AGUUGGAGACCACCUCCAAACCCACCACAACAGCGCAGCUACCGGUCCUACUGCACCUCCUCCUCCAGCACCUCCACCUCAGGCACCUCCAGCACCUCCGCCUCCAGCACCUCCGCCUCCAGCACCUCCGCCUCCAGCACCUCCGCCUCCAGCACCUCCGCCUGUGACUGUGCAGACCUGAGGAGGACAGCACAGACUGCACGUGGCUUCACUGGACUCAAUACGCACGUGUUGUUGGGGACACCAGCAGGACUGUCCGGAGAGGAAGCCGCGGGGACAUUUGGGGACAUUUAGCGCCGAUGCUGCCUCCAGCAUGCAGGUGGUAACAUGCGCGCUGUUUGCGCUGGUCAGUGCGCGUGUCGGCGCGGAGUCCUGCCCCGCAGUGUGCGAGUGCUCCGAGUGGGACACGCACACCAUCUCGUGCUUUGACAUCGGGACUCUGCCCAGGUUCCCUGCAGGCACGGAGACACUAUGGCUCUUCGAGACCCAUCUGCCAUCGGUGCCAACAGACGCCUUCGCCAACAUGCUCAACAUUUCCAGGAUAUAUAUGUCGGUGGACGUGGUGUUGCAGAGGCUGGAGAGGCACUCGUUCCACAGCCUGAAGAAAAUCACCCACAUAGAGAUACGCAACGCAAAAAGUCUGACCUACAUUGACCCAGAAGCCUUUAAAAAUCUCCCAAACCUCAAAUACUUGGGACUCUUCAAUACGGGCCUCACCAUAUUCCCUGACCUGAGCAACAUCCACUCCAAUGACAUGAACUUCAUACUGGAGGUUGUGGAUCAUCCCUUCAUCACCGAGAUCCCAGCCAACUCAUUCUGCGGCAUCACCAGCGACGUGCUGACAGUGAUGCUGUACGGAAAUGGCUUCAGAGAAAUACAACAUCAUGCGUUCAACGGAACCAAGCUGGAUCAAGUGGACCUUCACAGAAAUAGGUAUUUAACCAAGGUGGACGAAAAGGCUUUUGCGGGAACCAUCAGUGGCCCCAUGCUUCUAGACGUGUCCCUGACAGGGAUCACCUCCCUGCCGACCACAGGUGUGGAUUCUCUGCGGGAGCUGAAGGCGCGCGAUGCCUGGGCCCUCAAGAAACUGCCACCCAUCAAGACCUUUAAGCACCUCACCACCGCCAACCUCACCUACCCCAGCCACUGCUGCGGCUUCAAAGACCUAAAAAAAAAACGAGGCUUUUUGGAGUACCUCAUCUGUAACCUGACCGCCUUCUACGACCAGCAUCAAAAGCGCUCUGUCAGGCCCCCUGGCACGCCUUCCCUCCAGGCGGACGUUGGGGAGGAAACGAUCCCAGACCAGGAUCCAAUUGACGGGAGCUACAGAGAUUCCCAAGACUGGAGAAGAGGUGACUUCCACGGAAGCCUCCACUACCACGCCUAUUUUGGGGGCCAGCCAGAUGAGCAUGUGGGCUUCGGCGAGACUCUCAAGAACCCCCAGGAGGACACCGGCCAAGACUUUAACAGUCGUUACGAUUAUGUGGUGUGUGAGGAGGCAGAAGAGGUGGCAUGUGCACCGGUGCCUGAUGAGUUCAACCCUUGUGAGGACAUAAUGGGCUUUGGCUUCCUGCGAGUGUCCGUGUGGUUUGUGAGUCUGCUGGCUGUUGUGGGAAACGUGGUGGUGCUCCUGGUGCUGCUCACCAGCCACUACAAGCUCUCCGUCUCCCGCUUCCUCAUGUGUCACCUGGCCUUUGCAGACCUGUGCAUGGGGAUUUAUCUGCUGCUCAUCGCCUCCGUGGACCUCCACACGCGGGCAGAGUACUUCAACCACGCCAUAGACUGGCAGACGGGCCCCGGCUGUGGACUUGCAGGUUUUUUAACAGUCUUCGCAAGCGAGCUGUCUGUCUACACCUUGACAGUGAUCACUCUGGAGAGGUGGUACGCUAUCACCUAUGCCAUGCGGCUGGAUCGUAAGCUGCGUCUGCAUCACGCAGCAGCCGUGAUGCUGGUCGGCUGGGUCUUGUGCUUCCUACUGGCCCUGCUCCCACUAUUUGGGGUGAGCAGUUACCAGAGGGUCAGCAUCUGUCUCCCAAUGGACACCCAGUCCACAAUGGCUAAGGUCUACAUCUUGUCAGUGCUGGUCCUCAACAUCCUGGCCUUUCUUGUUAUAUGUGCUUGCUAUUUCAAGAUCUACUGCGCAGUGCACAACCCUCACUACCGUUCUGGAUCCAAGGAUACCAACAUCGCCAAGCGCAUGGCUGUCCUCAUCUUUACUGACUUCUUGUGCAUGGCGCCAAUCUCCUUCUACGCCAUGUCUGCCGCACUGGACCGGCCUCUCAUCACAGUCUCCAACUCCAAGAUUUUACUGGUGCUCUUCUACCCGCUUAAUUCCUGUGCCAACCCAUUCCUCUACGCCAUCUUCACGAAAGCCUUCAGGGGCGAUAUAUUCAUCCUCCUCAGCAAGGUGGGUCUUUGUCAGCAGCGAGCGCAGCUGUUUAGAGGCCAGACGGUCUCGUCAAAGGGCAGCAGCGGGACAUGUCAGAACCGCAAGGACAAGGAUAAGUUUAAGACAGUCGGAAACGGAGGGCAGGGCAUCGACUUGAAGAAGUGCCCCGGACAAACCGACCGCGCGGUCCACAAGCGGACUAGUCCUGAAGAGAGCCAGAGCCUGAACACGUGAGCCAAACCCUUGCCGACCCCAACCCUGGAGAAGGGGCAGGUUCCGGUGGGGAAGGCCAGGCCAUUGGCUGUGUUUGGAUAUUUAACAGAAAGAUCCAGUAUUCUGUAUCUGCUUCAGUUUGCAGGCCAAGUUCAUCUGUUUUCACAAUUUCAGCUGUGAUUUUAUGGUUCCAGUGGAUGGAGAAUGUCGAGUAUCCAUGAAACGUGAGCCCAACUUUAUCUCACUUAUAGCCCUUUGAACUCAAACAUACAUUCUGUGUAUAAAACAUAAUACAAUCUUUUGUCGGUUUAUUGAAUUUGGUUGAGAUUUGGUUUAAUUUCAGGUUAUGCCAGCAAAGUCAGGCAUUGAGGAAAUAUAACAGAUUUUAAAUAAACACUUAAUUUUCCUGUAAUAAAAUAACCUUCCUGAGGCGCCCUAUUCAUUCCAGGACAGCCUGCUGGCUCAGUGCUGUUCACAGUGCCAACUUCAUCCAGAAAAUGCAUUUCUCGUUCACAUGAAUACCUAGUUAUAUAUAAUCUAUGUACACAAUAGUGUUAGGACAUUUAUGGAAUGAAACAGGGCACGUUGUUGGUGUUAAUUCUGUCUUUUAACCAGGAAACUGGAUAGUAAAUAUACACAGUCGUCUUAGUGAGGAUGGAAACUCUGAAAUAUUUCUCUCAUUUAGCUUUUACCUGCACCAAAUGCUAUAUAUUUUUGUCUGCCUUUUAGAUGAGUAUAAAAUAUUUGUAUACUUG
Molecule: messenger RNA, 3357 nt
Organism: Gasterosteus aculeatus aculeatus (three-spined stickleback)
Lineage: Eukaryota; Metazoa; Chordata; Actinopteri; Perciformes; Gasterosteidae
Gene: tshr
Product: thyroid stimulating hormone receptor
Biological process (GO): activation of adenylate cyclase activity; adenylate cyclase-activating G protein-coupled receptor signaling pathway; hormone-mediated signaling pathway
Cellular component (GO): plasma membrane
Molecular function (GO): G protein-coupled peptide receptor activity; thyroid-stimulating hormone receptor activity; protein binding
Source: RefSeq, a predicted model, not a curated record